AUGGAACCUGAUAUAAGGAGCUCAAAUCUUCGAAGUGAAGCAGUAAUGGAACCUGAUUCAAUACGAACAACAGACAAUAUACGAAGUGGAGAUUUUCUUUAUCUGCAAAACUCUGAUCAUCCAGGUAUGAUCCUUGUCUCAACUCCACUAAUGGAUAAGAACUACUUGUCUUGGAGUCGUUUGAUGAAACUCGCAUUAGGAGCCAAAGUGAAGUUAGGGUUUAUUAAUGGACAAUGUAAAAUGCCUGAUGAAAGUUCUCCAGAAUUUGAUCAAGGGAGGAGGGUAGAUUGCAUGGUUACUUCUUGGAUUUUGAAUUCAAUUUCGAGAGAGAUAGUUGAAGCUUUCCUGUAUACAACUUCGGCAAAAGAUUUGUGGAAGCAAUUGGAAGAAAGUUGUGGAGCAGCUAAAUCGGUUGCAGAAAUAACUUCUUUUAAUCGUUUGAUGCAAUUUCAGAUGGGAUUGAAUGAUAGCUUUGAUCAUGUUCGAAAUCAGAUUCUGGUUAUGGAUCCCUUACACACUAUUAACAAGGCAUACUCAAUGAUCUUGGGAGUUGAAAAACAGAGAGAGGUACAUGUAGCAUUUGUAGAUAAUCUUGAAAAUAGUCCUAUGUUUGCAAAAGCACAGGUUGUUAAGAAAGAAGCUAAUGGCAAGACAGGAUACAAGAGGAAGGAUACGAUUAAGAAGUUAGAGAGACAUUGUGAUUUCUGCAAUAACAAUGGUCAUACGAAGGAGACAUGUUUUAAGCUUCAUGGUUAUCCAGAUUGGUACAAAGAUUUGAAGGAACAAAAGGGAAAGACUCAACACAAGACUUAUGCAAAUAUGACUGAUACACCUCUGGAAGCUGAAAAAGAACUUGGCAAUACUGGAACUGAGUGGGGAACAACAAUAUCAGAAUUAAUCUAG
Pistacia vera is the source of this 903-nucleotide messenger RNA. RefSeq lists its product as uncharacterized. Lineage: Eukaryota; Viridiplantae; Streptophyta; Magnoliopsida; Sapindales; Anacardiaceae. The transcript is spliced from 2 exons. The record is from RefSeq and is a predicted model, not a curated record. The coding region runs from base 1 to 903 and encodes 300 amino acids.